GCGCCGCCCCCUUCCCCUGGCACCGAACCACUGAAGGCUUGCGCACGGGGCUCCCUCCCCAGCUCAGUCUCCUCCCCACGCGCCCCCUCUCCGCCGUGCUGGCCAGCGCCGGGCUGCGUCCCCGGCUCUGCCCCCCGCCCAAGCCCGAGCCCAGCCGCCUCGCCGCUGCAGGCUCCGGGGAGCUGCUCCCGCCGCGCUCCCGCCUGGCUCCGUGCUCCUGGCGCGCUCGGCCCCGACUCCCCGCGCGCGGACCAUGGAGUAAGUAGGCGGGUGGCCCCGCGACGCGCUCCUGCAGCCGGCGAGGCCGGAGCCAGCCCGGGUGGCCUCUCCAAGCCGGCUGAGUUGGCCAGCGGCGGGCCCUCCUCCCGCCGGUCCUUCCCCGCUCCUCCUCCUCGGCCGCCGCCGCCCCCGCCUCCCGGCCGCCCCCGCCGCCCCCGCCGCGCCGCCGCCCGAGGCCGAGCGCGGACGCCGAGCGUGGGAGCCAUGGCGCGCGAGGAGGAGAGGGACCCUGAGCGCCGGGACGCGGCGGCGCGGGUCAGCGGCGAGGAGGAGGAGGAGCAGGGAGCCGAGGGGCUGAGCGACAGCGACGACGAGGACGAAGACGCGGAGCCCCGCAGCCGCGAGGAAGAGGAAGAGAAGGCGGCGGCGGCGGCGGCGGCCGGGCGGGAGCGCAGCGAGGACGCGCCGCUGCAGCGCGCAGGGCUGCCUACCACAGCCGUCCCCGCCGCGGCCGCUCGCGACAGGAGCUGCCGCCGCCCGCCGGGGCCCCCGCCGGGGCCGCUGCCCUGCCUCCCGAGGAUGCCGUCGCCCGACGACGAGGACCGCGAGCGACGCCGGAGCCGCCGGAGGGACCUCCUGCUGAGCCAGCUCUGCUUUCUGGCCUUGGUGGCGCUGCUGCUCUGGUCGCUGGCGAGCAUGCAAGAGCAUAAUGAUCUUGACUUCAUGGACCUCAUAGGGGAAGACAGACAGUGGACCGUGGGGAGGAAGUUAAUGCAGGUGAACGACACUCUGACUUCGGAAGCGGGACUCCGGAGCAGCAAGAACUGCACCGAGCCGGCCCUGCACGAGUUCCCCAAUGACAUCUUCACCAACGAGGACAGAAGACAGGGAGCGGUGGUCCUCCAUGUGCUCUGUGCCAUGUACAUGUUCUACGCACUGGCCAUUGUGUGUGAUGACUUCUUCGUCCCCUCCUUGGAAAAGAUCUGUGAGCGCCUGCACCUCAGUGAAGAUGUGGCUGGGGCCACAUUCAUGGCAGCAGGCAGUUCGGCCCCAGAGCUGUUCACGUCGGUCAUAGGGGUCUUCAUCACCAAGGGCGACGUGGGAGUUGGAACCAUUGUGGGCUCUGCGGUGUUCAAUAUCCUGUGCAUCAUCGGUGUCUGUGGGCUCUUUGCCGGGCAGGUUGUGGCUCUUUCCUCCUGGUGUCUGCUGAGGGACUCGAUUUACUACACGCUGUCUGUGGUCGCGCUCAUUGUGUUCAUUUAUGAUGAACAGGUUUCCUGGUGGGAGUCUUUAGUCCUUGUCCUGAUGUAUCUUAUCUACAUUGUUAUCAUGAAAUAUAACGCCUGCAUACAUCACUGCUUCGAAAGGAGGACAAAAGGUGCAGGAAAUAUGGUCAACGGCUUGGCCAGCAACGCUGAAAUUGACGACAGCAGCAACUGCGAUGCAACCGUGGUGCUGCUCACAAAAGCCAGUGUCCACCGCAAAGCAUCAGUGAUCAUGGUAGAUGAGCUGCUGUCAGCCUGCCCGCACCAGCUUUCCUUCUCCGAGGCUGGCCUUCGAAUCAUGAUCACCAGCCAUUUCCCCCCCAAGACCCGACUCUCCAUGGCCAGUCGCAUGUUGAUCAAUGAGAGGCAAAGACUGAUAAACAGCAGGGCUUACACUAAUGGAGAAUCCGAGGUCGCCAUCAAAAUUCCAAUUAAGCACACCAUGGAGAACGGGACAGGACCCAGCAACGCCCCAGACAGAGGCGUGAACGGGUCUCGGAGGGACAAUGUUGUUGCUGAGGCUGACAACGAGACAGAGAAUGAGAAUGAGGACAAUGAGAACAACGAGAAUGAUGAGGAGGAAGAGGAGGAGGAGGAGGAGGAGGAUGAAGGACCUUACACGCCGUUCGACCCCCCCUCUGGCAAACUGGAAACAGUGAAAUGGGCGUUCACCUGGCCACUGAGUUUUGUCUUAUAUUUCACUGUACCCAACUGCAAUAAGCCCCGCUGGGAGAAAUGGUUUAUGGUGACAUUCGCGUCCUCUACGUUAUGGAUUGCGGCCUUCUCCUACAUGAUGGUGUGGAUGGUCACGAUCAUUGGCUACACACUGGGGAUCCCUGACGUCAUUAUGGGGAUCACCUUCCUGGCAGCCGGAACCAGCGUGCCAGACUGCAUGGCCAGCCUCAUCGUGGCCAGACAAGGCAUGGGGGACAUGGCCGUGUCCAACUCCAUCGGGAGCAAUGUGUUCGACAUCCUCAUUGGCCUCGGUCUUCCCUGGGCCCUGCAGACCCUGGCUGUGGAUUAUGGCUCCUAUAUACGGCUAAACAGCAGAGGACUGAUCUACUCUGUGGGCUUACUUUUGGCCUCCGUCUUUGUCACGGUGUUCGGCGUCCACCUGAACAAGUGGCAGCUGGACAAGAAGCUCGGGUGUGGGUGCCUUUUCCUGUACGGCGUGUUCCUGUGCUUCUCCAUCAUGACGGAGUUCAACGUGUUCACCUUCGUGAACUUGCCCAUGUGUGGGGACCACUGAUCCUCCGGGUUGCCCACUGGGGCUUGGUCCUUCUUUCUGUGCAAUACAAGACCCGGCCUCCUGGGGCCGGGCGUCUCGUCCAUCUGUCCCGCUGUUCACAGGCCUCCACUCCUGCCUCGGUGGCCCAGGCUCGCCCCCACCCCUCCCUCGAACCCCAUCCUCCUUGAUCCCCGUCCUGCCUCAUCCAUGUGAAGACUCCCAUCAUCUACGUGAAUUUUCAAUCUCCAUUUUUGAACAGUGACUGAGAUUCUAGAAAAACUGGCUGCUACUGGCCCAAGCCAGGCAAAACUUAGUAUAAUCCUGCCUCCUUUUUUAAGUUAUUGGAAGGAAGACUAACCUAAUUUAUGACCUGAGACUGAUGAAGGAAUAGAGAAGAGAAGGUACAUUGAUUACAAGGAGUGUUUGGGAUUUUGUUCUGUUUUGAGGUGAUUCUUGGUUGCUGGAUUUGGGGGGCUGUUUUGCUUUGAGGGGCUCCCCCUUUUCUUCCUUUUCUUUCAGAGAUUGAGAACCUCUCUUGCAUUUUCUUUCCCUGGGUUCGGGAUUAGUCGAUGAUCCACAGGUUGUCCCUGCUGUGUCCCCUGGGAUGGAAUCCCAGGCCUGUUGGGAUAUGCAUGGCUUUAGUGCCCAAUAGAGGAACAGCUGGGCAGGGGCCCCAGGAACAGAUGCAUGGCAUUUCCCAGCUGGGGAUGCCUGCCUAAAGUCCUGCAGGUGUUCCCUUGGGGGCAUGGAGUUUUCAAGGAAGAAGCCAGCUUCCCAUAUAUCCAUUAUGACCAUCGCUUUCUCACUAGACUCUUUCUAGUCUCUCGAGCAAUAGUUCUAGCCUGCCUGGGCUCUCUGAUGAGGGGCCCUGGUUUAAUUAUCCAUCCCCAAGGUGCCAGACAGUCAGUGACAGAAGCUCCCAACCUGUGGGUCCCUGAUAUGCCCUCUUGUUGCUUGGUAUUUGAGGUGACAGGGAGUGACCCAGAGCCACCACUGCUUUUUGUGCAGGAGUUACAGACACUGGUUUUUGGAAAAUGGAGAGAAGCACACUUUGCACAGACAUCGUCAAUAAAGUCCCAAUUUGCCACUCGGUACUGAGUACACUGGACCCUGACAGCUGGCUCUUGGGCCCGCGUCCUUUCUUACAGGACGCCACCACCAAGCUGCCCCAGCUCUAGCCCUCCUCUCCUGGAGGGAUGGCAAGGGAAGGAGAAAACAGAGCUGACACCUUUGAAACCGCAGAAUGUGUUCAAUGCAGACUCACUCAAGGGCAUAAGUUAUUGUGAACAUUGUUACCAAUCACUGCUCAACAGCUCUGCUAGAUUUUGUAUGAUGCUGAAUUAUUAUGCAGACUAAUUCCACCGAGUUGAGACCUGCCCAUGCUUGUUACACUUGUAUUUAUUGAGACUGUGGAUUCUUGCCCGUGCUGCCCCUUGUAUUUACUUUAAGCACUGAUCACUUACUCAUUCGGUAUGGUUUUCCCCAUCCCCUGUACACAUUCUGGUAUGAAUUGUAAAAAUAACCUGCUACAAGUUGGUUGAAUGUUUCUGUCGAUGGUGGGAAUCGAGGCCAGCCAACACUAGCCCGUGGGGCACCUGCCCUGCCCAACGGAAGAACAGGAGAGGAAAUCACCAAUUUGGGCUCUCAGAGCUAAGACACGCUUGUUGAUUCUGUUGCACAUUUUGCACUGGUUUAUGGCAAUUGUUUUCUUGGACAGAUAGUGUAAAAUAAACUUCUCUGUUCUGUA
Molecule: messenger RNA, 4459 nt
Organism: Manis pentadactyla (Chinese pangolin)
Lineage: Eukaryota; Metazoa; Chordata; Mammalia; Pholidota; Manidae
Gene: SLC24A3
Product: solute carrier family 24 member 3
Exons: 17
Coding region: 484-2733 (749 amino acids)
Biological process (GO): intracellular calcium ion homeostasis; calcium ion transmembrane transport
Cellular component (GO): membrane
Molecular function (GO): calcium, potassium:sodium antiporter activity; calcium channel activity
Source: RefSeq, a predicted model, not a curated record